GUAUAUCGAACUAUUUUGAAAAUAACAACAAUCAAAAGAAGUCCCGUUUUUUUCUUCUGUAGCAUCGGCCUCAGCUGACAUAAGCAUUAUUUGUUUUUGUUUUGUACUACUUUCCCAUAGCGGUGUCGUCCAUUGAUAAUCCAGCAACGUGCAGAUGUACUCUGAUGAGGAGCGCUGUCCCACGCCGAAGCGGCUGACGGAGGCGGAGCUGCAGAAGAGCGUGGACCGUCUCACGCGCAACACCCGUACCGCGGCGGAGUUGAAGCCGCUCGCGCCGCGCCAGACCAUUUCUCAGGAGGCAUUGGGCAAGCGCGUGCACCACCUCUACGACGAGUCGUUGGCCCGCCGUCAGCUGGAACGCGAGGAGAUCGCGCGGCAGAUGGAGGCGGCAGUGAAGAAGGACAGCACUAUGACCGUCACCACCAUCUCCCAGGCCGAAGAGGAGGCGCUGGUGCGUCACUUGUACGACGACACACUGGCCUUAAAGAAGAAGAACUUUGACGAGCUGAUGAAGCAGGAAACAAGCCACAACGUGCGCAACACGCGAAAAAUGACGAAGAAGGAGCAGGAAACGACGGCGGACCGGCUUUACCGCGAGGGCAUGGAGCGGGAGCGCAGGAAGCACAUCGACCUCUACGAGAAGUACGUCAUCUCACGGAGGCAGCCGGCAGCGCAACGCACCACAGCCGAGAUGGCGGCGUCUGCCGACAAGAUGACACGAGGUGAAGGAGUAACCUCGUAG
Messenger RNA from Leptomonas pyrrhocoris, 742 nucleotides. RefSeq lists its product as hypothetical. The transcript has a single exon. The record is from RefSeq and is a predicted model, not a curated record. NCBI's taxonomy places the organism in Eukaryota, Euglenozoa, Kinetoplastea, Trypanosomatida, Trypanosomatidae. The coding region runs from base 155 to 742 and encodes 195 amino acids.